Patiria miniata (bat star) is the source of this 5169-nucleotide messenger RNA. RefSeq names its product DNA excision repair protein ERCC-6-like 2. NCBI's taxonomy places the organism in Eukaryota, Metazoa, Echinodermata, Asteroidea, Valvatida, Asterinidae. The record is from RefSeq and is a predicted model, not a curated record. The transcript has 25 exons. The coding region runs from base 181 to 4884 and encodes 1567 amino acids. Gene Ontology annotation, molecular function: ATP binding; ATP-dependent chromatin remodeler activity.
AAAGCAUGGAAAGCGACUUGGUACAACGAAUUUCGUUAAUUUUAGCCCCGUAGAGACGAGACAAGAAAACCCGAAACAGGCAACACAAGCAUGACCUGCUUCAUCCAAGGUUCCACUAUUCAAUGAAGUCCUAGUACUGUGACAGCCAACAUUUCCACACUGACUGAAUGAGGAUGAACCAUGGAGGACAACAUUGAGCAAUGGCAUGUCGGCGGCAAGUGCAUGGCUCCAUAUUCCGGGGAUGGUGCGUACUACCGCGCCUGCAUCCAGUCUCUAACCAGGAGACAUCAGGGUCGCCUGAUGGCGUCCGUCCGAUUCAGCGGCUUCACAGAGGAGGAGGAUGAAAUCGUCGACGUCCGACAUCUCAAGAAGCGGCCGGUCAGGGUGCCUGGUGACAGGGGCGGCACCUUCACUGACUCUGGUAGUUCAGGUUCAGUUGCUCCUCCAUCUAUCACAAGUCCAUUGACGUACAUCACCGAAGAGGACAGAUUAAGGGCCAAGUAUGCGGACCUGUUUGAUGACAGUGACCACAGAGGUGGGGCUGGUAACAAAAGCAGCAAGUCACGUGACUCGUCAGCUUCCCCUAUGACAUCAUCAUCGGCAUCAUCAGCAUCAUCUUCAAGGUUCAUCUCAAGGAGUAACCACAAGAGAAAGGCUCCUGUUGCAGUGGGUGGUGAAGUGAGAAUAUUGUCUGAGGAUGUUACUCCCCCGAAAAGAUCCCCCGUAUCUUCCCAUGCACCUCCAAGCAUGCCCGUCAGAGAGCUAAGUGAGAAGGAUUCAUUCGGUUUUCUAGAUGAAGGUUUCAGUUGCGAGGAGAUGGAGAAGCCAUAUUUCCCUGGAGUCUCCACUGCCAGCGCCAAGAUCCCUCUGGUUUUAUCUAAAGACGACUCGGGGUCCGUCGUUCAGGUUCCUGCGACUAUAAAUCGCUAUCUGAGGGAUUACCAGAGGGAGGGAGUGAAGUUCCUGUAUCGGCAGUAUCAGAAGGGUGAGGGCGGCAUAUUGGGGGACGACAUGGGACUGGGCAAAACGGUGCAGGUCCUGGCCUUUCUGUGCGCUGUGCUCGGGAAAACCGGAACCAGGGAGGACUGUCAGAGACGAUUGCCUGAGUUCUUGCAGAAGAAGCUGAAGACCACACGUGGCCAUUCAUCUGAGGUAUUUCUCAUCAUUUGCCCCAACUCAGUCAUCUACAACUGGCUGGAUGAGUUUGAAACGUGGACCUACUGUACAGUUGGAAAGUACCACGGUCGUGAGAGGCAGGAGACCCUAUGGAAAGCCAUGAAGGGCAAACUGGAUGCUGUCAUCACUAGCUACGAGACCUAUAGAAUCUAUAUGGAUUCGCUGCUGCAAGUUAAAUGGGCUGGCGUCAUAGUGGACGAAGUUCACAAAAUCAAGGAGCCAGGGUCCCAGAUCACGCAAGCCUUGAAGGAAGUAAACACAAUGCGUCGCUAUGGCCUGACAGGCACGGCGCUGCAGAACAAACUCUCCGAGCUGUGGUGUGUGCUGGACUGGGCCAAUCCCGACUGCCUAGGCUCCUUGGCCAAAUUCAAGCUCAACUUUGAGGAGUCGAUCUCCAAGGGCCAAAAGUUCCACGCUAGCAAGAGGGAACUUGCAGAGAGCAGAAAGGUGUCUUCCCAGUUUGCUGAGCUGCGAGACCAGUGGAUGAUCAGACGCACCAAGGCUCUGAUCAGUCACCAACUACCCACCAAAGACGAAAAGGUGGUGUUUUGCAAGCUGUCCGCUCUGCAGCUGAGUAUAUACCAGGCGCUGCUGGAGUCAGACGAUAUGCAGUUAAUCCUCAAACAGAAAGAUACAUGCGACUGUGGGAGUGGAAGCAUACGUAUACAGUGCUGCUAUAAGUACAACUCUGAAGGUGAAAAAGUGAAAGCGUUGACGAUGACAUUCAUGAGCCUGCUGAUCAAGGUAGCCAAUCACGUCGCGUUACUCACGCCAGACGUCAGCAUGUCCGACGUGCAGCGCAAGAGGGCCCAGAAGUACUGCGACAUCGCGUUUGCCCGCCACCCGCAGUUCGUGGCGCUGAGCCGCGAGGCGCGGUUCUGCACACUGUCGGACCCGUCUUACUGUGGGAAAAUGCAGAUUCUAGAGAAAAUCUUAACAGUCUUCAAGCAAGAAGGCAGCAAAGUCCUCCUCUUCUCCUACUACACCCAGCUGCUCAACAUCAUCGAGAUGUACCUUAAGACCACCGAUUAUGUCUAUCGUCGCUUGGACGGAAAAACACCGAUACAGGACAGACAGAGGUUCGUCCAUGAGUUCAACACGGACCCCGACAUCUUUCUCUUUCUCAUAUCCACCAAAGCUGGCGGUUUGGGGCUAAAUCUGACGGGCGCCAACGUGGUCGUCAUAUUUGACCCUAACUGGAACCCGACCUAUGACCUCCAGGCCCAGGAUAGAGCCUACCGCAUCGGCCAGCAUCGGGACGUCCGAGUCUAUCGGCUGAUCUCCACGGGUUCCAUCGAGGAGAAUAUGUACCUGAGGCAGGUUUACAAGCAGCAACUAGCCAGUGCGGCAGUGACGUCUGAGAACCCCAUGAGGUAUUUCACGGCCGUCGCGGGGGACAAGAAGCAACAGGGAGAGCUGUUUGGUCUCCACAACAUGUUUGCGCUGAGAGCGGACACAUCGUGCCUCACCAAAGACCUCAUACAGCGCCACGUUAAGACUGAACAGGGUAUUACCUUGGCCAAGUACAUCUCCCCUCCACCCUCUGUGUCAGAUACUGAGCAGACUUCCAAAGAGGAGGCCUUAUCAGACAGUGAUGGGGAGAGUGAUAGUUCCCACGGCAACCACGGGAACACUGACGCCGAGGACGAUCACGGUGUGGCGUCGCAGUUCCUCGGCGACGGCGAUUUCAGCGAUGAAGAGACGAACGACGAUCCGCAGAAGCCAGCUUUCAAAGAACAUGACACCAAAAGGAAAACAAGUCCUCCAAAUUCCAUCAACCCCCCUGGGAAAACAACAGCUCCGUCUUGCCACAAGAGAAACACUGCAAAGACUUUUGUAGUGCCGACUUCUAAAAGGAGAGAACACCAUGCACAAAUGGCAUCCGGCUCUGAUUCGGACGAGGACACGAAGGUGGACCGAAGAGCUGUCCGCGGAAAAGCGAUCCUUCACAGGGACGGACGGGUUGAGCGGCGCAUCAAAGGCGUCGCAGCGGAUCAACCAAACAACAGCGCUACUAGAGUCAAAGGUCAAGCCAAGCUAGGCAAGAGGUCAGAGGCCACGUCAACAAAGCAAGAUGGCGGCAGAGUGGCAGGGAACCGUAUCCGUGCAAAGGAACGGAACAAGUCUACCAAUGCUGUUGAUGAUGUUUUCAAGGAGUGCGGGGUCGCUUUCAUCCAUUCCAACAUGAAGAUAGUUGGGGGUAGCCGUGUGGAGGAUCAUGUCACCAACAUUGCUAUGAGAGACGUGUAUGACUUGGGACUGAACUCGCAGCAGCCAGCUAAUUACAACGUACCAACGCUACAAGAGUCCAUGUCCAACAGCUCUAGCCAAGAGAAGGAUUCCGUCCAAUCACACGAGCCGUUACCUGCUUCCCUGCUUGCCCAAUCACAGCGGGCGUCUCAUAGAAUCAACGGGACAACUGUCCUGUUUGGGCAAACGCCUCGAGGCAUAAAAAGGCAUCAAUUUGGAUCCAUGGCUAAGACACUGAAGCAUCCUUCCGUCAGAGACUUUGCCAAGCACAUCCUAUCCUUGCCGCAAGAGCAAUACGCCAGUUUGCUCCAGGACUACUACGCAAGCAAGCAUCUGGAGCUAGACUUGGCAAAGUUGUAUCAACCUCUGAGGCCGGGGGCAGAAGAGCUCAAUGAUGCGCCAGCUCAGGGACGAUCCGCACGAAGGGCGAAACCGGUACGUGCGAGGGUGUCUAGAAAACACGGCACCAGGACUAGGGGUCCACGUGGGGUUGGUCAUUUUGAAAGUCUGAGUGAGGACGAAGAGUUUGAUGACAGAGGAAAUGGGAGAGAUGGAGACGUGGAGCAUGCAGAAAGACAUGAGACUGAAAGGUGCUCCGACAACAACGGAAAAACAUUUCAAGCAACGGUUAGAGCAAAUCGGGCUUCGAGAACCGCCUCUAGUAAACAGGGAAAUCUGACAAGAACAAAGCCAACCGAGCAACAAAGAAAGAGAGCAACCAAACCACUAGCUGAGAAAUCCGUCAUUGCCGAGAGACCUCACUUGAGGGCGAGAAGACAAGUUAUGGAUUCUGAGAAUGAGGACUGGCUACGAGAAGACCUAAACCAAAAUGAGAAAACAGACCAGUUGUUCCAACGACGUCAGCCCAAAACACAAAAUAGGAAUAAAUCUCCAAGUGUGAGUAACGACAGCUCACUAGAACACUCCGCACUCUCCAAUUCCUCGCCAACAACUGUGCCUAAGGACGACAACAUGUCCUUCCUCGAUGAAAUCUUCCUCACGGAAAAGUCCAAGAAACCCCCUAAACCGCCCCCAAAGAAAAAAUCGCCCCGCGUGCCACCGAAGAGGACGACCGUUUGUUUCGUGAAGGGGGAUCUCUCAGACUCCGACAUUGAAAUGGAAGAUUUAACCGAUGCAAGGUUGACUAGUAUUGAUUCUAUCGAUACCGAUGCUCGCCAAGUUUUAGAGGUCAGCGGGGGAACUCUUUGGAAGCGCAACUCCAAGUUUGCAUCUCGGCAGUCGGCACUGGAACAGGCCUCCGUGGAGGCUCAGCUGGAGAGCCAAUCGGUCUUUGAAAAGUACGCCGAGUCGUUUGUACCAAACGAACAUUUCCUGAAGAGGGGAUUGGAUAAAGAGCAUGAAAUUUACGUUGAGGAAACUGUUAUGCCAGAGGAUAGUGGUUUCAGUCCAGAACUGCGACCGAGUACAUCGGUAGUUGCUGAAACUGCUUCUUUUUAACAGUUACAAUGUAUGUCACAACACUGCCACAACUCAAGAUAUUCAAUCAGUUAUUGGCCAGUAUUUCAAUAUAGAAUUUUUAAAUUUUUAUAUUUUUUUUAUUUUUUUUGUCAAGCAGUAGUCUGAGGAUCAUAUAUUCAUGUGGGCAUAGCCACGGUAAGAACGUUGGAUAUAUCGUAGCAUGUAAAUUUUAUGCGACUCCGCGUGCCAGCCCAGCGGAGUGGUCUUUAGAAACUGUGACGUCAUUUCGAUCAGAAAUGUGGACUAAGCUGUUGAUUGGUCAAU